AUACCAACCCCCUUUGCUCCAUCUCACCCGCUACCCCUCUCUACCUUUCACCUACUUCCAUAUAUUAAGCCCAAACCCAACCAUCCCAAAAAAAUAGGGAAGGUCUUAGUAGUAACUCACAUUACCUUCUCUUUUUAUUUUUUCAAUUCCUCUUCUCUAAUUCUCAACUUCCUCUCUAAAAUCCUUAAACAAACAUGGGUUCCGAACAAGUAAGCAAUCAUAUUGAUCAAAAUGAGGUCGAGGGGGUUGUUGACACGAAGGAGUUCAUCUUUCGAUCCAAGCUCCCGGAUAUCUACAUUCCUAACCAUCUCCCCCUCCAUACAUAUUGCUUUGAGAAUCUACGUGAGCACGGUAGUCACACGUGCUUGAUUGAUGGGCCUACGGGCCGCAAAUGGACCUACGAGGAGGUGGAGAAGACUGCUAGACAGGUUGGAGCCGGGUUUCAUCAUAAGCUCGGGUUGCAGAAGGGUCAGGUGAUCAUGCUGCUCCUCCAGAAUAGCCCCGAGUUUGUAUUCUCCUUCCUCGGAGCAUCCUUCAUUGGAGCCGUAAGCACAACUGCUAACCCGUUCUGCACUUCGGUCGAAAUUGAAAAACAAGCCCGAGUUAGUGGAGCUCAAGCCAUUCUCACCCAGUCUGCCUUCGCGGACAAGGUGAGACCCUAUUGUAAAGACAACAACAUCCAUUUGAUAGUCGUGGAUACUUUGUCUCCCGAUGAUGGACCCCACGAGAAUAAGUACUUUUGGGAUAUCGUGGGAACCCAGGGGGAGGAAGACAAUUUACCCGAGGCAAAUAUAAUCCCAGAUGACGUGGUAGCACUACCUUAUUCGUCAGGCACAACCGGCCUUCCUAAGGGCGUGAUGCUCACGCACAAAAGCCUCGUUACGAGCGUGGCGCAACAAGUGGAUGGGGAGAACCCGAACCUAUAUUUCAACGGCGACGAUGUUGUACUGUGCGUUUUGCCCUUGUUCCAUAUCUAUUCGCUGAACUCUGUCCUGCUGUGUGCUCUACGCGUUGGGGCUGCAAUUCUUGUAAUGCCCAAGUUUGACAUAAACAUGUUGAUGGAAUUGGUUCAGAAAUACAAAGUUACGAUUGCACCCUUCGUGCCACCAAUUGUUUUAGCUAUUGCUAAGAACCAAGAUAUGGACAGAUAUGACCUUUCAUCUGUAAGGGUAGUAUUGUCGGGAGCAGCCCCCAUGGGAAAGGAUCUGGAGGAUGCUGUCAGAGCUAAAUUACCAAAUGCUAAACUUGGACAGGGUUAUGGAAUGACCGAGGCAGGCCCAGUGCUAGCAAUGUGUUUAGCAUUUGCAAAGGAGCCUAUGGAAGUUAAGUCCGGAUCAUGUGGUACGGUCGUACGCAAUGCUGAGUUAAAGAUUGUUGAUCCCGACACUGGAUGUUCCUUGCCGAGGAACCAACGCGGUGAAAUUUGCAUUCGUGGUAGCCAAAUCAUGAAAGGUUACCUGAAUGACCCGGAGGCAACAACAAACACCAUAGACAAAGAAGGAUGGUUACACACCGGCGACAUCGGAUUUGUAGACGAUGACGAUGAGAUAUUCAUCGUUGAUCGGCUUAAGGAAUUGAUCAAGUACAAGGGCUUCCAAGUAGCCCCUGCUGAACUUGAAGGCAUGCUAAUCAAUCAUCCUAGCAUACAUGAUGCUGCUGUUGUUGCGAUGCAAGAUGAGGCUGCUGGUGAAGUUCCUGUUGCAUUUGUUGCAAGAACAAAUGGUUCACAAAUUAGUGAGGAUGAUGUUAAACAAUACAUCUCCAAGCAGGUGGUAUUCUAUAAGAGAAUAUACAAGGUUUUCUUCGUGGAUUCAAUCCCUAAACUUCCAUCAGGAAAAAUAUUAAGGAAAGAGCUAAGAGCAAGAUUAGCAAAUGGUAUUACUACUAAAUAGGUUUUGGUAACCAUUUAAUUUACCACGAAGCUCGAAAACUAAGGCAUACCUUCUAGCAAGAACAACGUAUGUAAUUAAUACGUUAUGAAAAAUGCCAGUAUAUAUGAUUUGUACCAAAAGAAAUAAUCUUUUGAGUUUAAACGUUUUUAAAUUUUUGAAAAAAAAAAUGAAAGGGGAUGGUUGGAAAUCUCAAUUAAUUACUUGUAUUUCUACGUCGUCUUUUUUUUUUUUUUUUUUUUUUAUUAUUGUAUAUGAUGUUAUGGACAAUUUGUAAGGAAUUCUACCAUCUAAAUUUUAAUUGAGUGUUCCUGCAUUUA
Molecule: messenger RNA, 2209 nt
Organism: Spinacia oleracea (spinach)
Lineage: Eukaryota; Viridiplantae; Streptophyta; Magnoliopsida; Caryophyllales; Amaranthaceae
Product: 4-coumarate--CoA ligase 1
Exons: 5
Coding region: 195-1892 (565 amino acids)
Molecular function (GO): CoA-ligase activity
Source: RefSeq, a predicted model, not a curated record